This is a messenger RNA of Myodes glareolus (Bank vole), 881 nucleotides long. The record is from RefSeq and is a predicted model, not a curated record. Lineage: Eukaryota; Metazoa; Chordata; Mammalia; Rodentia; Cricetidae.
GGCAUUGUGGCGUAACAAUGGUCAGAAUUCUGGCAGAUCAUGGAGGGGCCAUGAACAGACAGCGGAAAAGAAGCAGUGAGGCGACAACAUGAGGUCACUGGGACUGCACUGUGACUCUCUUGAUAACCGACUGACGAAGCCUGCCUGGGUGCUGCUCUGCUGCAUAGGAACCUUGCUGGCCACCUGCGGUCCAUCCUUUGCUGCACCUACAACAAACAGGGCACCUACAGCAAACAUGACAAAAAUUAUACUUGAACACUUGAAACUUGAAUCUAAGGAACUGUAUGAAGACUACAAGAAAAACAGCUCGGGCGAGGUGCCGAUAGACCAGUCCCUCCAGCUGCCCUGCUUCACCCUGGGCUGCCACGCGUCAGCCAGCAUCUCCAUCAUCCAGGCCUAUCUGGAGGAGGUCAGAAGGCUGAGCGAGAACAGAAUAGACACCUCCAAAGUCAUAAAACGACUCCGUGAUAUCACGUGCUCCGACAUCAGCUGUUCCAAUCCAACGAAACCGAGCAUCUCUGGGCCUGAGAAAUUCUAUGAGCGUAAAAGCUUCAAACUGACUGUUUUGAAACAGUUCUCAGACUGCAUGGAAAAACUGAAGCCGAAGGACAGGAUAUGCUGAGUGAGGGGGCGGAGCUCUAGCGGAGAGUCCAUGUCGGAGGGCUGAACUUGUACCACAGACUUAACUCGAAAGAGGCUGUGCCGUUGUGACAAGCCUUGUUAUUUAUGAUAUUUUUAUUCUGUCCACGGAACCCUUAUUCUUCUGCCCUUGCCGGGGCUGGAAGUGGCAGCUAUAUUUAUUUAUUGGUAUUUAUGUGCUGAGGUGUUCAUGCUCCGAGGAGGAGCCCUCAGGGUCUAUUUAAUAAAUUAUUUUGACAUGA